AUGUUAGGGCCAUUCACGAGGCCACCAUUCACUUGUUGGAGAACCAGCCCAAUAGGCGUGGCACGGGGCAAAUACAACAAUAAAGCACGUUUGAUUAUUGAUUUGUCAGCACCUCAUUCAAGCACCACACCAAGCCUAAACUCACUCAUACCUUCAUCCGAGUUUUCAUUACAGUACGCCACAGUCGAUAAUGCGAUACAGGCCAUUCUGGGAGCAGGAAGGGCAGCGUGGCUAAGUAAAACUGACAUUUCUAAUGCAUUUAAACUGCUCCCUCUGCACCCCUCUCUAUGGCAUUUGCAUGGAGUUUGGUGGAAGGGAUUAUACUAUUUCGCUAACCGACUGACAUUUGGGGCUAAAAGUAGCCCCAAAUUAUUUGACGUUUUUGCAGAGACACUGUGUUGGCUACUGCUGAAUAUCUGCUGUUGUCCAGUGGUGAUACACUAUCUGGACGACUUCCUUACAGUAGAGAAACAAGACACGAUACCACACAGCAUUAACAAGACGGUGGCAUUAUUCAAGACAUUAGGCGUACCCGUGGCCGAGAACAAGACCGUGGGUCCCACCACCAAGUUAACCUUCCUAGGUGUUGAUUUAGAUUCAGCAGCCAUGCAAGCCAGCCUGCCAGCAGACAAGGUUCAGAGAAUCCGGGUAGAGAUCGGGUCAUUUCUCGAUAACGGCACAACAUCGAGGAAGGAUCUUCAGUCACUCCUGGGUUCUCUGAACUUCGCCAUGAGAAUAAUACCACAGGGACGAGCCUUCAUAUCACGUCUCCUCAGGUUAUUACCCGAUUUACCCAACGAUGACAGCAGGGUUACACUGGACAGUCAGGCUAGGGCAGAUCUGACCAUGUGGCACCAUUUCCUGUCAGACUGGAAUGGGAGGAAUUUGUUCAUCCCACCUCUAACAUUAGAGUCCCCAGUGUUAUGGACAGAUGCCGCAGGUCAAACAGGGUUCGCAGCCAUCUUCGAGAAUAGAUGGUUAAGGGAUGCUUGGCCUAGCGAAGCAAUAGGCUUACCCGCAUUUACUAAAACUUCGGCACUUUUUGAAAUCUACCCCAUAGUGGCAGCAGCAAAAGUCUGGGGCUACUUAUGGGGUGGUAAAGCUGUCAAAUGUUACUCCGACAAUACAGCGGCUUGCGAGAUUCUGAACAAAGGCAGGUCUUCAUCACUGAUCAUCAUGAGCCUGGUCAGGAGACUUACAUGGUUGGCAGCCACACACAAUUUUUUCCUGACUUGCAUACACAUACCAGGUCACCAAAAUACAGCAGCUGACGCACUAUCCCGUUCAAAAUUGCAGGUCUUCAGACAACUACACCCAACAGCGGAGGUUUGGCCAAGCAAGGCACCGCAGUUCAGAGACCUCAUCCUGGACUAA
Messenger RNA from Pelobates fuscus (common spadefoot toad), 1374 nucleotides. RefSeq lists its product as uncharacterized. Lineage: Eukaryota; Metazoa; Chordata; Amphibia; Anura; Pelobatidae. The record is from RefSeq and is a predicted model, not a curated record. The transcript has a single exon. The coding region runs from base 1 to 1374 and encodes 457 amino acids.